AACCGCUCGACGCUGUUUUAAUAAUUAUUUGCAAAAAAAGUGUAUUAUUAAUAAUUUUUUAAAAUAAUAAAAAUAUAUUGUACUAAAAACGGAUCUAGAAAUUGUAUUAAUUUUUAAAUAUGGAAAUACCUAAUGCCACCGAUCAAGGUCCCGAAGAAAACAGUGAAAAUGUAGAGAAAAAAAGUACAGAAGACAAUUUAGAAAAUGAAUUAAGGAUGGUAACUGAAGGAACAACAUCAACAACUGAAGCAAAUACAAUAUCAGUAGAAAAAAAACCAAAUCCGGUUGUAAGUUCAACAGUUUCGAAAAAAAGAAAAAUUGGCAGUGAUUUUAAUUCAGAAUCUGAUAAUGGUCCAAAAAGGAAAGUUGGUGGCAAUAGGUUAACUAAAAAACGGCGUCUUGAAGAAGGGGCACCGCGUCCACCUUUGACUGGUUACGUUAGGUAUAUGAAUGAAAGACGAGAGAAAUUAAAACCAGAUUAUCCAGAUAAAAGUCAUAUUGAAAUGACAAAAAUAAUUGCAGAUGAAUGGAGCCGUUUAAAUGAACAAGAGAAGCUUCCAUACUUAAAAGUUGCAGAAGCAGAAAGAGCAGUGUAUAAUAAUGCCAUGAUAGAAUUUUAUAAGCAGAAACGCCUUAAUGGACAGGAAAAUAAAAAUCCGAUUGGUAGUAAUGGUAAUACAAAAAUAAUAUCAAAUGGUGGAUCUAAAUAUUCCCAAAUGAAUGGCAAUAGCAGUGAUGUUAGUAAUAAUAAUAGUAACAGCACUAAAUCAAGUGUAAAACUAUCAUCAGUCGAUAAUAAAAAUAAUGAAAAUCGUUUACAAAGCUAUUAUCCAGAUGGAUGCAUUCCAAUAUUUACAGAUGAAUUUUUAGAUCAUAACAAAACAAUUGAUUUAGAAUUGAGAGCAUUAAGAAAAUCAAAUAUUGACUAUGAACAACAAAAUUCUGUUUUAGAAAAACAUAUUGAGAAUAUGAAGACUGGUGUUGAAAAAAUUGAAAAUGAAAAUAAAGAACUUGCUGAAAAAAAUCGUUUAAUGCAAAAAUAUUUGGAUAAACUGAGAGCAAAAUUAGCUCAAGCAUUUUCUGGUUUGCCUUUGCCUGGCGAACCAAAUGGUGCCACCUUAGAUAAUAUUGACAAAUAUAUGACUGAUCUACAAGGCAUGGUUUCAUCGAAUUCUCAUGGUGUUAAUAAGGCUAGGGAUAUUGUACGUAAAUUAGAUUUACAUAUUUCACUUUAAAGGUAAUGGUAGUUUCUUUUUUUUUUGUAUUCGCACGUAAAUAAAUUGCAUGGUAUUAAAUAUUGAUGAUAAAAUUUAUUGUAUAAUUAUAUUGUGAGAUUAUAUACCUACCUACUUUUAUUGAUAAUAUGAAAAAAUAUACAUUUUAAUCAUGUUCAUUAUUAAAUUUAAAACAAAUUCCAAUUAAAAACAAACAAUACAUAUAAAAAUACAUUUUAUGUAUUUGCUUCCAAUUACAAAUUGUUGUUUUAUUUUGAAAUUAAAUUAUGUAUAACCAUAUAAGGAUUUAGGUAUAAGUAAAUAUAUAAUAUCCU
Condylostylus longicornis is the source of this 1549-nucleotide messenger RNA. It is a transcript of the gene Hmg-2, whose product is annotated as high mobility group protein 20A. NCBI's taxonomy places the organism in Eukaryota, Metazoa, Arthropoda, Insecta, Diptera, Dolichopodidae. Gene Ontology annotation, biological process: regulation of gene expression. The transcript has 4 exons. Gene Ontology annotation, cellular component: nucleus. The record is from RefSeq and is a predicted model, not a curated record. The coding region runs from base 120 to 1235 and encodes 371 amino acids.